AUGGACUUACACCGGGCAGCCUUCAAGAUGGAGAACUCAUCCUACCUCCCCAACCCGCUGGCAUCCCCAGCACUGAUGGUCCUGGCGUCCACGGCUGAGGCUAGCCGUGAUGCUUCCAUCCCUUGUCAGCAGCCACGACCCUUCGGUGUACCUGUCUCGGUAGACAAGGACGUGCAUAUUCCAUUCACCAAUGGUUCCUACACCUUUGCCUCUAUGUACCAUCGGCAAGGUGGGGUGCCGGGCACUUUUGCCAAUCGUGAUUUUCCCCCUUCUUUACUACACCUCCACCCGCAGUUCGCUCCCCCAAAUCUAGAUUGCACCCCAAUCAGUAUGCUGAAUCAUAGUGGAGUGGGGGCCUUCCGUCCCUUUGCUUCCACUGAGGACCGGGAGAGUUAUCAGUCAGCCUUUACGCCGGCCAAGCGACUUAAAAACUGCCAUGACACAGAGUCUCCCCACUUGCGCUUCUCAGAUGCAGAUGGCAAGGAAUAUGACUUUGGGACACAGCUGCCAUCUAGCUCCCCCGGUUCACUUAAGGUUGACGACACUGGGAAGAAGAUUUUUGCUGUCUCUGGCCUCAUUUCGGAUCGGGAAGCCUCAUCUAGCCCAGAGGAUCGGAAUGACAGAUGUAAGAAAAAGGCAGCAGCACUGUUUGACAGCCAGGCCCCUAUUUGCCCCAUCUGCCAGGUCCUGCUGAGGCCCAGCGAGCUGCAGGAGCAUAUGGAACAAGAACUGGAGCAGCUGGCGCAGCUGCCUGCCAGCAAGAAUUCCCUUCUGAAGGAUGCCAUGGCUCCAGGCACCCCCAAGUCCCUCUUGUUGUCUGCUUCCAUCAAGAGGGAAGGAGAGUCUCCGACAGCAUCACCACACUCGUCUGCCACCGAUGACCUGCACCACUCAGACAGAUACCAGACCUUCUUGCGAGUGCGAGCCAACCGGCAGACCCGACUGAAUGCUCGGAUUGGGAAAAUGAAACGGAGGAAGCAAGAUGAAGGGCAGGUAUGUCCCCUGUGCAGCCGCCCCCUGGCAGGAUCGGAGCAGGAGAUGAGUAGGCAUGUGGAGCAUUGCCUUUCUAAGAGGGAAGGCUCCUGCAUGGCUGAGGAUGAUGCCGUGGACAUCGAGCAUGAGAACAGCAACCGCUUUGAGGAGUAUGAGUGGUGCGGGCAGAAGCGGAUACGGGCCACCACUCUCCUGGAAGGUGGUUUCCGAGGCUCUGGCUUCAUCAUGUGCAGCGGCAAAGAGAAUCCGGACAGUGAUGCUGACUUGGAUGUGGAUGGGGAUGACACUCUGGAGUAUGGGAAACCACAAUACACGGAGGCCGACGUCAUCCCCUGCACAGGCGAGGAGCCCGGUGAAGCCAAGGAGAGAGAGGCACUCCGGGGCGCAGUCCUAAAUGGUGGCCCUCCCAGCACACGCAUCACACCUGAGUUCUCUAAAUGGGCCAGUGACGAGAUGCCAUCUACCAGCAACGGUGAGAGCAGCAAGCAGGAGGCCAUGCAGAAGACCUGCAAGAACAGUGACAUCGAGAAAAUCACCGAAGAUUCAGCUGUGACCACGUUUGAGGCCCUGAAGGCUCGGGUCAGGGAACUUGAGCGGCAGCUAUCCCGUGGGGACCGUUACAAAUGCCUCAUCUGCAUGGACUCAUACUCGAUGCCUCUAACGUCCAUCCAGUGUUGGCAUGUGCACUGUGAGGAGUGCUGGCUGCGGACCCUGGGUGCCAAGAAGCUCUGCCCUCAGUGCAACACCAUCACAGCGCCCGGAGACCUGCGGAGAAUCUACUUGUGAGCUAGCCACCCCAGGCAGG
This is a messenger RNA of Eubalaena glacialis (North Atlantic right whale), 1798 nucleotides long. RefSeq names its product ring finger protein 220 (gene RNF220). The transcript is spliced from 14 exons. Gene Ontology annotation, biological process: protein ubiquitination. The record is from RefSeq and is a predicted model, not a curated record. Gene Ontology annotation, molecular function: metal ion binding; ubiquitin protein ligase activity. The coding region runs from base 1 to 1779 and encodes 592 amino acids. NCBI's taxonomy places the organism in Eukaryota, Metazoa, Chordata, Mammalia, Artiodactyla, Balaenidae.